Diabrotica virgifera virgifera (western corn rootworm) is the source of this 1072-nucleotide messenger RNA. RefSeq names its product gamma-interferon-inducible lysosomal thiol reductase. Lineage: Eukaryota; Metazoa; Arthropoda; Insecta; Coleoptera; Chrysomelidae. The record is from RefSeq and is a predicted model, not a curated record. The coding region runs from base 316 to 1005 and encodes 229 amino acids. The transcript has 4 exons. Gene Ontology annotation, molecular function: oxidoreductase activity, acting on a sulfur group of donors, disulfide as acceptor.
UCUAAGAUGAAAGCAUAUUCAAAAACAGUUCGUUAAAAUUAUAAUAACAUAAAUACCGAUGAUCCAGGAUCACUAAAUAAUGUACCUACUCAGUAAUAUCGCUUAAGAUAAAAAUACAUUGAAGAUUUUGUUGAAAUUUGAAUAUCCAUAUCUGAAGUCCAUAUCAGUCAAUGGUCCAUACUACAUACUGCACUCACGUGUUUGUGUUUAAAGGUUAGAGUCUGAUCACAAUCAUAUGCAUCUAAUACUAGGAAGUAACAGCUAAAUAUACUAUAAAUAGUAGUUUUACUACAGUAUUUACAAUAUUAAACCAAGAUGUUCCUAUCAAAAUUGGUAUUGUUUCUCGCAGCCACUGUGUGCGUGUCAUCCAACGUGCAGGAUGCUGAUCUGACUCUUACCCUGUUUUAUGAAGGUUUAUGUCCUGGUUGCCAUCAAUUUAUUCUAAAUCAGCUAUACCCUUCAUACGAGAAAUUGGCAGGUAGCUUAAAAUUGGACUUGGUACCCUACGGAUGGAGUCAUUCUCACCGUAGCGCUGACGGAAAAGUAACAUUUACUUGUCAGCACGGUGACGAAGAAUGUUAUAUUAACAGAAUACAUGCAUGUGUUCUUGAUCAAAAUCCAUCCUCAUUAGAUUACGUUACUUUUAUAUAUAAACAUCUGUCUGCUACCGAGGAACGUCGUCGUAACGAACAAGAAGAAUUAGAACUGGCCAAACAAUUGGUGCCAAGCAGCGUUUCCUGGGACAAAGUUAAUGAUUGUUAUCAUGGUGAACGUGGAACUGAACUUUUAUUGUCAUCUGAGGAAAGGCAAUCAAAGCUUAAUCCCGCAUUACCUUGGGUACCAAAUCUAAGAUUUAACGGCGUAUAUGAUAAAGCUAUAGAAGAAGAAGCUACAAUAGAUUUUACAUCUACCGUUUGCAAGUUACUAAAAGAUAAUAAACCAGAUGUGUGUAAAGAUUAUGUAAGAAAUGCUCAUCCAAAGAUGAUUAAAAGUAUUAAAUGUUAAAUGAAAUAUGGGUUCCGUUUAAAUACAUUUUUUCGUAAUGUAUAAAUAAAUAACACUUGUGAAACGA